Magallana angulata is the source of this 13004-nucleotide messenger RNA. RefSeq lists its product as uncharacterized. The coding region runs from base 213 to 10280 and encodes 3355 amino acids. Lineage: Eukaryota; Metazoa; Mollusca; Bivalvia; Ostreida; Ostreidae. The transcript has 77 exons. The record is from RefSeq and is a predicted model, not a curated record.
UGCUUUCUUUUUGAAUUCCUAUUUAAAUAGUAAUAGGCUAAAUACACGCUUCUAAACAAUUUGAGAGGAAAGCGUCAAUGCGUGAAGAGUUGAAUAGUUACACAAAGUUAGAGCUUAUAAGUUAGAGCAGUAUACCGUUUCCAGAGAACACUAUCCAGUCGAUAUCCAUAGCAUCUUGUGAAUUUCCUGAUAAUCACAACUUAACUUGAAAGAUGGAAGGACCACUUAGAAAUAAAAAAGAUAAAAAGUCGGGAAAUGGAAAAAUGAAAACGAGUAACAGGAACACCAACAAACAAAAUGAGAAACCAGAGAGAACUGACGAUUCUGGAACACCUAGCCAAGACGACAGAGAGGAUAGCACCCAACGCUUAGGUUUAGAUGAAGCAGAGAAAAACAAAAGUGACCACGAUAUGAGUCCAAACGAGAAAGAAGGAAAAGAGAGAACUGACGAUUCUGGAACACCUAGUCAAGAUGACAGAGAGGAUAGCACCCAACGCUUAAGUUUAGAAGAAGCAGAGAAAAACAAAAGUGACCACGAUAUGAGUCCAAACGAGAAAGAAGGAAAAGAGAGAACUGACGAUUCUGGAACACCUAGCCAAGAUGACAGAAAGGAUAGCACCCAACGCUUAAGUUUAGAAGAAGCAGAGAAAAACAAAAGUGACCACGAUAUGAGUCCAAACGAGAAAGAAGGAAAAGAGAGAACUGACGAUUCUGGAACACCUAGCCAAGAUGACAGAGAGGAUAGCACCCAACGCUUAAGUUUAGAAGAAGCAGAGAAAAACAAAAGUGACCACGAUAUGAGUCCAAACGAGAAAGAAGGAAAAGAGAGAACUGGCGAUUCUGGAACACCUAGCCAAGAUGACAGAGAGGAUAGCACCCAACGCUUAAGUUUAGAAGAAGCAGAGAAAAACAAAAGUGACCACGAUAUGAGUCCAAACGAGAAAGAAGGAAAAGAGAGAACUGGCGAUUCUGGAACACCUAGCCAAGAUGACAGAGAGGAUAGCACCCAACGCUUAAGUUUAGAUGAAGCAGAGAAAAACAAAAGCGACCACGAUAUGAGUCCAAACGAGAAAGAAGGAAAAGAGAGAACUGACGAUUCUGGAACACCUAGUCAAGAUGACAGAGAGGAUAGCACCCAACGCUUAAGUUUGGAAGAAGCAGAGAAAAACAAAAGUGACCACGAUAUGAGUCCAAACGAGAAAGAAGGAAAAGAGAGAACUGACGAUUCUGGAACACCUAGCCUAGAUGACAGAGAGGAUAGCACCCAACGCUUAAGUUUAGAAGAAGCAGAGAAAAACAAAAGUGACCACGAUAUGAGUCCAAACGAGAAAGAAGGAAAAGAGAGAACUGACGAUUCUGGAACACCUAGCCAAGAUGACAGAGAGGAUAGCACCCAACGCUUAAGUUUAGAAGAAGCAGAGAAAAACAAAAGUGACCACGAUAUGAGUCCAAACGAGAAAGAAGGAAAAGAGAGAACUGACGAUUCUGGAACACCUAGCCAAGAUGACAGAGAGGAUAGCACCCAACGCUUAAGUUUAGAAGAAGCAGAGAAAAACAAAAGUGACCACGAUAUGAGUCCAAACGAGAAAGAAGGAAAAGAGAGAACUGGCGAUUCUGGAACACCUAGCCAAGAUGACAGAGAGGAUAGCACCCAACGCUUAAGUUUAGAAGAAGCAGAGAAAAACAAAAGUGACCACGAUAUGAGUCCAAACGAGAAAGAAGGAAAAGAGAGAACUGGCGAUUCUGGAACACCUAGCCAAGAUGACAGAGAGGAUAGCACCCAACGCUUAAGUUUAGAUGAAGCAGAGAAAAACAAAAGCGACCACGAUAUGAGUCCAAACGAGAAAGAAGGAAAAGAGAGAACUGGCGAUUCUGGAACACCUAGCCAAGAUGACAGAGAGGAUAGCACCCAACGCUUAAGUUUAGAAGAAGCAGAGAAAAACAAAAGUGACCACGAUAUGAGUCCAAACGAGAAAGAAGGAAAAGAGAGAACUGACGAUUCUGGAACACCUAGCCAAGAUGACAGAGAGGAUAGCACCCAACGCUUAAGUUUAGAAGAAGCAGAGAAAAACAAAAGUGACCACGAUAUGAGUCCAAACGAGAAAGAAGGAAAAGAGAGAACUGGCGAUUCUAGAACACCUAGCCAAGAUGACAGAGAGGAUAGCACCUCACGCUUAAGUUUAGAAGAAGCAGAGAAAAACAAAAGUGACCACGAUAUGAGUCCAAACGAGAAAGAAGGAAAAGAGAGAACUGACGAUUCUGGAACACCUAGCCAAGAUGACAGAGAGGAUAGCACCCAACGCUUAAGUUUAGAAGAAGCAGAGAAAAACAAAAGUGACCACGAUAUGAGUCCAAACGAGAAAGAAGGAAAAGAGAGAACUGACGAUUCUGGAACACCUAGCCAAGAUGACAGAGAGGAUAGCACCCAACGCUUAAGUUUAGAAGAAGCAGAGAAAAACAAAAGUGACCACGAUAUGAGUCCAAACGAGAAAGAAGGAAAAGAGAGAACUGACGAUUCUGGAACACCUAGCCAAGAUGACAGAGAGGAUAGCACCCAACGCUUAAGUUUAGAAGAAGCAGAGAAAAACAAAAGUGACCACGAUAUGAGUCCAAACGAGAAAGAAGGAAAAGAGAGAACUGACGAUUCUGGAACACCUAGCCAAGAUGACAGAGAGGAUAGCACCCAACGCUUAAGUUUAGAAGAAGCAGAGAAAAACAAAAGUGACCACGAUAUGAGUCCAAACGAGAAAGAAGGAAAAGAGAGAACUGGCGAUUCUGGAACACCUAGCCAAGAUGACAGAGAGGAUAGCACCCAACGCUUAAGUUUAGAUGAAGCAGAGAAAAACAAAAGCGACCACGAUAUGAGUCCAAACGAGAAAGAAGGAAAAGAGAGAACUGGCGAUUCUGGAACACCUAGCCAAGAUGACAGAGAGGAUAGCACCCAACGCUUAAGUUUAGAAGAAGCAGAGAAAAACAAAAGUGACCACGAUAUGAGUCCAAACGAGAAAGAAGGAAAAGAGAGAACUGACGAUUCUGGAACACCUAGCCAAGAUGACAGAGAGGAUAGCACCCAACGCUUAAGUUUAGAAGAAGCAGAGAAAAACAAAAGUGACCACGAUAUGAGUCCAAACGAGAAAGAAGGAAAAGAGAGAACUGGCGAUUCUAGAACACCUAGCCAAGAUGACAGAGAGGAUAGCACCUCACGCUUAAGUUUAGAAGAAGCAGAGAAAAACAAAAGUGACCACGAUAUGAGUCCAAACGAGAAAGAAGGAAAAGAGAGAACUGACGAUUCUGGAACACCUAGCCAAGAUGACAGAGAGGAUAGCACCCAACGCUUAAGUUUAGAAGAAGCAGAGAAAAACAAAAGUGACCACGAUAUGAGUCCAAACGAGAAAGAAGGUAAAGAAAUGGAAGCAUUGGGAGAAAACGAUGGAAAUGACAAUGAUGAUCAUUGUGGAAAGAAACCGUUUGAGACGCCAAGAUCGAAAGUGUGUGAGGUUGAAAAUUCAGAUAGGAGAAACAAUCAUCUCAGAAACAAUGUGAAAGAAGAGACUGAAUCGAACAAUGAACAGAGUACUUCUGAGGAAGUUUUCUGUCAAACUGAACGUGAUAAUUUUGACACGGAAGAACAACAUCGUGAUAACAAUACUUUAAAAAUAGAAAAAGGAAAGCAAGCUGAUCAUAAUCACAUGGACGAGACAGAGAGUCAGACUGAACAUAAACACAUGAACAUGGAUGCGAGUCAGCAGAAUGGAGAAGAUGGUGGGAAAACCAAUGAUAUCGCAAUGACUCAAUCUAACAAUGACCAGACUACUCCUGAGAAAGACCAGCCUAUACAUGUGGAAAGUACAACAGAGUCUAUUGGUGUAAACGGAGCAAAAAUAGGUGUUAGUCCAUCACAGAGUUUCCAUACUGGAGACAUUAAAGAUAACCAAAUGGACAAUGACAAUAUCAGUACAAAGACUGAUACAUGUUAUAAAGAAGAUAAACCGAUGUCUUCUCACUCAUCAGAAUAUGGAACUGACCGAGGCACUGAUGAAACCCCCAGUAGCAACGCUUCCUUGAAUCCACAAAAAAAGUCCAGAGGAGUUUUAGAGGAAGACACAUCUACGGAGUCUAAUGAUGUAGUGAGAAAGGAUGUAGUAAGAGAAGAAACAGUCGUUGCUAGUGAUGCAAAAUCAGGGGAUGAUAGUCCAUCGCAGAGUGUUCAAAAUGGAAACAUUGAACAUGAUAAUAUAAACAGCGAAGAGAUGCAACGUUCUGCUUCACAUACCACCAUUGGUUCAACGAAUACUUCCAUCACUAUGACGCCUGUACAGGGACUGCCUUCUGGGGCAUUUGGUGACGAUGUCGGUGAUCCCGGUGUGCGAAAUAAAGAGAUACCUUUAGAUGAAAACGAGGCUGGAAAUAACAACGUGGUGGGUGCUGACAAUUUUGAAAACGAAGAAGAUUCUAUCCAGUCACCAACUUCUGCAACUAAUAUGGCUCACUUCCAAGGAUCCGAUGAAACCCACAACUCUCUCUCUGAUAUACAAAACCAGUCCAGAGAGAUUUCAGAAAAGAACACAUCUGCGGAGUCCAAUGAUGUAUUGACUGAUGAUGUAGUUGUAGAAACAACAGUUGUUGCUAGUGAUGCAAAAUCAGGGGAUGAUAGUCCAUCGCAGAGUGUUCAAAAUGAAAACAUUGAACAUGAUAAUAUUAACAGCGAAGAGAUGCAACGUUCUGCUUCACAUACCACCAUUGGUUCAACGAAUACUUCCAUCACUAUGACGCCUGUACAGGGACUGCCUUCUGGGGCAUUUGGUGACGAUGUCGGUGAUCCCGGUGUGCGAAAUAAAGAGAUACCUUUAGAUGAAAACGAGUCUGAAAAUAAACACGUGGUGUCCGCUGACAAUUAUGAAAACGAAAUGGUUUCUUUCCAGUCACCAACUUCUGGAACUAAUAUGGCUCACUACCAAGGAUCCGAUGAAACCCACAACUCUCUCUCUGAUAUACAAAACCAGUCCAGAGAGGUUUCAGAAAAGAACACAUCUGCAGAGUCUAAUGAUGUAUUGAGAGAGGAUGCAGUUGUAGAAACAACAGUCAUUGCAAGUGAUGUAAACUCAAGAGAUGAUUAUACAUCGCAGAGUGUUCAAAAUAAAAACAUUGACCAUAGUAAUAUAAACAGCGAAGAGAUGAAACGCUCUGCUUCAACUUCCACCAUUGAUUCACCGAAUUCUUCCAUCACUACGACGCCUGUACAGGAACAGCCUUCUCGGGCAUUUGGUGACGAUGUCAGUGAUUCCGGUUUGCUGAAUGGGGAGUUAUCUUUAUAUGAAAACGAGACUGAAAAUGACAACGUUGUGAAUGCUGACAAUUUUGAAAACGAAAUGGAUUCUCCUCAGUCAUCAGAGUCUGGAAAUGAUAUGGCUCAUUACGAAGGCUCCAAUGAAACCCUCAGUUUCAACUUGCUCUCUGAUAUACAACUUAAAACUUCACAAGAGAAAGAAAUUGAAAAAUUACAACGAGAGCUAAACAUUAAAAAUGAAAAUCUGGCUACUUUAAAAGAAGAAAUGAAACGUCGGGAUGAAAUUAUAAAUGAGAAAAAUUCCGAAAACGCAGAUUUAUUGCACAGAUGUGUUGCUUCGGAAACGUCCGCAGAAGCAGCUGAUGAUUUAAGAGAACAGUGUGAAGAUAAAAAUCAUCAAAUUGAAACACUGGAAGGUGAUUUAGCUUCUGUGCGAAAUGAAAACGAAAGUUUAAAAAGGCAUCUAGAAGAAAUUGAAAACGUAGCUGCAGAUCAUCAGAGGUUAAUUGAUGAAAAUAAAAGUCUUGAUGAGUAUUUAGAACAAGAAAGACAAUCAAGCGCAGCAUUGAAAGAAGAGACUCAGGCUUUGAAAGAACAGAUUACCAACAACGAAGAUGUUUUAAAGGAAUUUGAAAGUCAAAUUAAAAAGGCAAUUGAAGAAAAAGAAGAAUUAGGAGCAAAACUUGCAAGCCGAAAUGAGAACAAUUCUGAUCUUCUCUCUAAUUACCUGGAGAUGAAGAAAAAGGAAGAAGAGUUGGCAGCUGAGCUAAAGAAAAUGCAAGAAAAUUAUCAACACGAAAAACGACGUUCAGAGGAAUUGUCAGAUCAAUUAAGUUUGAGAAACAAGGAAGUAAUAACUACCGAAAAUAAGUACAAACAAGAGAUAGAAGAACUUAAAGCUAAAUAUAAAACUGAGAAGGAUCAAGCAGAAAAGGAGAAGGAAUUACUAAAACAGUGCGUCACAAAACUCAAUGAGGGCAGUCAACAACUUCAAGCUGAAAAUAAGCGAAUAAAGGACGAUUUACAGUUAAAGUCAAAGGAAUGUGGAAACUUGAAAUCUGAACGGUUGAGAAUUACAGGAGAGCUAGACGCUGCCAAAAAGGAAAUUGCAGAGCUCAGUAAUGAAAGAGAUAAACUGGGAGCUUACAUUACCACUGUAAAUGAUGAAGUAAGGCAACUGAGAGCAGCUCUUGAAUUGAAAGAAGCAGAGAAAAAUGCUGCCAAUGGUAACUUUGUAACUUACGAAGGCUCCAAUGAAACCCUCAGUUACAACUUGCUCUCUGAUAUACAACUUAAAACUUCACAAGAGAAAGAAAUUGAAAAAUUACAACGAGAGCUAAACAUUAAAAAUGAAAAUCUGGCUACUUUAAAAGAAGAAAUGAAACGUCGGGAUGAAAUUAUAAAUGAGAAAAAUUCCGAAAACGCAGAUUUAUUGCACAGAUGUGUUGCUUCGGAAACGUCCGCAGAAGCGGCUGAUGAUUUAAGAGAACAGUGUGAAGACAAAAAUCAUCAAAUUGAAACACUGGAAGUUAAAACUUUACAGGAGAAAGAAAUUGAAAAAUUACAACGAGAGCUAAACAUUAAAAAUGAAAAUCUGGUUACUUUACAAGAACAGAUGAAACGUCGGGAUGAAAUUAUAAAUGAGAAAAAUUCCGAAAACGCAGAUUUAUUGCACAGAUGUGUUGUUUCGGAAACGUCUGCAGAAGCGGCUGAUGAUUUAAGAGAACAGUGUGAAGACAAAAAUCAUCAAAUUGAAACACUGGAAGUUAAAACUUUACAGGAGAAAGAAAUUGAAAAAUUACAACAAGAGCUAAACAUUAAAAAUGAAAAUCUGGUUACUUUACAAGAACAGAUGAAACGUCGGGAUGAAAUUAUAUAUGAGAAAAAUUCCGAAAACGCAGAUUUAUUGCACAGAUGUGUUGCUUCGGAAACGUCUGCAGAAGCGGCUGAUGAUUUAAGAGAACAGUGUGAAGACAAAAAUCAUCAAAUUGAAACACUGGAAGAAGCGGCUGAUGAUUUAAGAGAACAGUGUGAAGACAAAAAUCAUCAAAUUGAAACACUGGAAGGUGAUUUAGCUUCUAUGCGAAAUGAAAACGAAAGUUUAAAAAGGCAUCUAGAAGAAAUUGAAAACGUAGCUGCAGAUCAUCAGAGGCUAAUUGAUGAAAAUAAAAGUCUUAAUGGUCAAAUUAAAAAGGCAAUUGAAGAAAAAGAAGAAUUAGGAGCAAAACUUGCAAGCCGAAAUGAGAACAAUUCUGAUCUUUUCUCUAAUUACCUGGAGAUUAAGAAAAAGGAAGAAGAGUUGGCAGCUGAGCUAAAGGAAAUGCAAGAAAAUUAUCAAUACGAAAAACGACGUUCAGAGGAAUUGUCAGGUCAAUUAAGUUUGAGAAACAAGGAAGUAAUAACUACCGAAAAUAAGUACAAACAAGAGAUAGAAGAACUUAAAGCUAAAUAUAAAACUGAGAAGGAUCAAGCCGAAAAGGAGAAGGAAUUACUGAAACAACGCGUCACAAAACUCACUGAAGGCAGUCAACAACUUCAAGCUGAAAAUAAGCGAAUAAAGGACGAUUUACAGUUAAAGUCAAUGGAAUGUGGAAACUUGAAAUCUGAACGGUUGAGAAUCACAGGAGAGCUAAACGCUGCCAAAAAGGAAAUUGCAGAGCUCAGUAAUGAAAGAGAUAAACUUGGAGACCAGUCCAGAGAGGUUUCAGAAAAGAACACAUCCGCAGAGUCUAAUGAUGUAUUGACAGAGGAUGUAAUUGUAGAAACAACAGUUGUUGCUAGUGAUGCAAAAUCAGGGGAUGAUAGUCCAUCGCAGAGUGUUCAAAAUGAAAACAUUGAACAUGAUUAUAUAAACAGCGAAGAGAUACAACAUUCUGCUUCAACUACCACCAUUGAUUCACCGAAUUCUUCCAUCACUACGACGCCUGUACAGGAACAGCCUUCUCGGGCAUUUGGUGCCGAUGUCAGUGAUUCCGGUCUGCGGAAUGGGGAGGCAGAGAGAAAAAGUGUGUCACAAACUGUGGUCGGCCUUAUUUUUGGAGUCUUUAAAUUUGUGAUUUUUAUGUCAUCCUCAAUCUUUGGAAAUUUUAUGUCUUUAUAUGAAAACGAGGCUGAAAAUGACAACGCUGUGGAUGCUGACAAUUUUGAAAACGAAAUGAAUUCUCCCAAGUCAUCAGAGUCUAGAAAUGAUAUGGCUCAUUACGAAGGCUCCAAUGAAACCCUCGGUUACAACUUGCUCUCUGAUAUACAACUUAAAACUUCACAGGAGAAAGAAAUUGAAAAAUUACAACGAGAGCUAAACAUUAAAAAUGAAAAUCUGGUUACUUUACAAGAAGAGAUGAAACGUCGGGAUGAAAUUAUAAAUGAGAAAAAUUCCGAAAACGCAGAUUUAUUGCACAGAUGUGUUGCUUCGGAAACGUCUGCAGAAGCGGCUGAUGAUUUAAGAGAACAGUGUGAAGACAAAAAUCAUCAAAUUGAAACACUGGAAGGUGAUUUAGCUUCUGUGCGAAAUGAAAACGAAAGUUUAAAAAGGCAUCUAGAAGAAAUUGAAAACGUAGCUGCAGAUCAUCAGAGGCUAAUUGAUGAAAAUAAAAGUCUUAAUGAGUAUUUAGAACAAGAAAGACAAUCAAGCGCUACAUUGAAAGAAGAGGCUCAGGCUUUGAAAGAACAGAUUACCAACAAGGAAGAUGUUUUAAAGGAACUUGAAAGUCAAAUUAAAAAGGCAAUUGAAGAAAAAGAAGAAUUAGGAGCAAAACUUGCAAGCCGAAAUGAGGACAAUUCUGAUCUUCUCUCUAAUUACCUGGAGAUGAAGAAAAAGGAAGAAGAGAUAGCAGCUGAGCUAAAGAAAAUGCAAGAAAAUUAUCAACACGAAAAACGACGUUCAGAGGAAUUGUCAGGUCAAUUAAGUUUGAGAAACAAGGAAGUAAUAACUACCGAAAAUAAGUACAAACAAGAGAUAGAAGAACUUAAAGCUAAAUAUAAAACCGAGAAGGAUCAAGCAGAAGGGGAAAAGGAAUUACUGAAACAGUGCGUCACAAAACUCAAUGAAGGCAGUCAACAACUUCAAGCUGAAAAUAAGCGAAUAAAGGACGAUUUACAGUUAAAGUCAAAGGAAUGUGGAAACUUGAAAUCUGAACGGUUGAGAAUCACAGGAGAGCUAGACGCUGCCAAAAAGGAAAUUGUAGAGCUCAGUAAUGAAAGAGAUAAACUGGGAGCUUUCAUUACCACUGUAAAUGAUGAAAUAAGGCAACUGAGAGCAGCUCUUGAAUUGAAAGAAGCAGAGAAAAAUGCUGCCAAUGAAUGCAUGCAAAAGGUUGUUAGAGAAAAGCAGGAAAUGAUGUAUAGCAUGGGGAAUCUUCAAAGAAUAGAGCUAGAGAACCACCAACUUAAACAUCAAAAUAUGGAUCAAUCAGAACAAAUUACCAAGCUUCAUGCAUCACUUCAAGAAUAUGGAUUAUUACGCGACCAUAUUCAAGAAUAUUACAAAGCUUUGCAAGAUUCCCAAAUGGAACUUCAAAGAGAAAAAGAGAAGAGUCGACACAUCAACGAACUGCUGUCAAAAACUGGGUACCGUUUAGAUAGUAUGGCUUCAGAACUGAACAAUUAUCGGACAAUGACUGAAGGUUACAGACGUUCAUUGGAAGAAGAAAAGGAAAAAUCCAACAAAUUAGAACGAAAGUUGGAUCGUCUUACCAUAGACAAUGAGAAGCUGACGGAAGAACGAGACAAAUGUGAACAAAAGAGUUUUGAGUACAAAGACGAGUGCAGAAGCUUGCGUGAAGAUCUUGAAAAGUCACAAGCUGAAUGCCGGGACCUACUGAGCCAAACACAAGAGGGAGCUUCCGACGGUACAACGAGUUUACUGCAAGGAAACUAUUUCACAAGCACACCGAUGGGCAAUGGGUUUGGAAAGCCGAGUUCUCAAUCUAAUUUUGUAUUUGAUACCGGGUCCUGUGCUGGAGAUUGUGAUCAUUUGGUUAGAACCACUUCAUAGCAAACUAAAAUGAUAAAAGAUAACCAUGCAUUUAUAUUUCUUUUGAAGUGUUACAUGAUAAUAAUUUGUUGAGUUGUGAUACAUUUACUAUAUUGUUGCGUGGGGUGUAACAUGAAAAAAUUCCAAUGGUUUAAAUGCAAGACUAAUUUUGUUUAUUCUGUCUGAUAUUCAUUUAUGUAUUUCACUUCCUUUUGGCAGCUACUUCAACAAUACACAUGUCUGGCUGAACAGGUCAAUGACUUCCGAUUCUAUUGACAUUAUAUACCAGUACAUCGUUAUGUUUAAGAAUCAACCACAAUAUAAAAAGAUUGAAAUCAAACAAGUCUCAUUUCAUGAAGGCCAUGCAUUUUUAUGGAUAUUUUUGUUUUUUAUUUCAAAUUAAUUAUCCAUGGAAUAAAUUUUUAUGUCUUAUACUUUUAUUAUAUAUAACCGGAUAAAUAUUUUUAGAGUUUUACGUGCUCUGUCUCAUUUGUGUGGAUGCAUUUUUAUUUAGACAUCUUGUUAUUCUUUAAAAUAUAAUUAUACAUGUAUUUGUGUUGUCUUAAAAAAUACUGUAUAUCGAUUUUUACCGACACGUGAGUUAAAGAAAAUAAAGUUUAAUUGCAUAGCUCAUAUUAAUAUUCAGUUAUCAAUUGGGCGUCGUCAUUGUUAUAAGCGUUUCACACCUAUAUUUCCUCCAUUUUUAAGCUUAAAUGCUAUGAAAAAGGUAAGCAUAUCUUAAAAAUAUGCUUCUUAUGUAUUAAAUUAAUAAUAGACUGUAGUAUUAUACCUUUGCAUAAGUGAUAUUACUUAAUUAAAGGGAUUUAGACACGAUUUGAACCCAACAUUUUCAAAUUUUAUUUUUUUCAUUUUUAAUAUAUAGAAUGAUUAAUAUGGGUAUAAUAUGGGUGUUUGCCACGGGUCAUUUUGUCAAAGAAAUGGCAAUUUCCUUACUUUAUAUAAUUUGUAAACAAAUAUAAGAUUCGAGCUUUGUUUACAUAACAAAAUAAUUCUUUUCUGUGUAUUUCGCUUGUAACUUGACAUCUAACAUUCAAAUUUUGGUCAAUCUUACAAAUGCAAAAGUAAACCAUUUAAUACAUGAAGAUAAAAAAUAAAAUUUUGAUCUCAGAUCGUGUCUAAGUCCCUUUCAGGUCUUUCGUUUUCAACGUAAGACCAUAUUGGUUUUGUUCGUUUUUUCCUACUGUUAUUUCUUUUACCUACAAAAUAUGAUUAAAUGAUUUCUCGAAAACGGAUUGGCUCGGCCGAUUUUCAUAAAACUUGCACAUUUGAUAGACAUUGAUCUGAACUUGAUAACAUUUUUUUGGAUGACGUCCUUUUUUUUGAGAUAAUGACGCGAUUUUCAGACGGUCGGCUUGCAUUGUCCAGUGAUCUCCUCCUAAACGGUAAAAGAUUUCAAGUUAAAACUUUCGGAAAUUGUAAACAAGAUAUUGUAGAUGUGUCAUUUGGCAUUCAUAUUUGUCAUGCUCAAAAAACGUUGAAGAUCGCAUGGUCCCGAAAAAUAAGAUUAAAAAUCUUCGUAUUUGUUCCUGAUUUUUUUAAUCUCCACUACUGAAAUCAAAAGCCACUGAUAUUCCCAAAAAUUGACAGACAUUGUCUAACAUCCACUGUAUAUUCACUGUACCCUACUGUAAAUCCAUUGUACACCCACUGUACAGAUCUACUGUACCACACUUUAUCCCACUGUACAGAGCCACUGUACUCCACUGUACUCCACUGGACAGCACUGUACCUACCCACUGACCAGCACUGUACCUCACUGUACACCACUAUACGGGGCACUGACCAGCACUGUACCCCACUAUACACCACUGUACAGGGUACUGACAAACACUGUACACCACUGUAACCCACUGUACCAAUGUUUUUAUAAGUUAUUUAUAUGCUUGAACAAUGAAUUGAAUAUUUACUUUAUUUGAGACCAAAAUCUGGAUUUGUUUUGAUUCUUUCCUAUUGCUUACAAGAGAGAAAAUGGGCUUCUAUUUCUUUAAGUUCACAUAUAAUUACAUGCUAGGUCAGGAUUUUUUUCCAGGGAAAGGGCAGGGAUAUCAUCGAUUUCUGGGGGAGCUUAGACAUAUUUGGGAUAGUUGUACAAUGUAAGUUUUAAAAAAUUGAAUUAUCCUCUGCUCCCCCCCCUCCCCUAUCCUCCGAUCCAUGCAUGUAUUAAAAAAUCAGAAUCCAAUUAUCAUACAAAAUAAAUCAACUUAUCCACUUUAAAGGGGAAAGUAUUUAUAUAUAUUUCAAUAUCAAUUUUCUAGUAAUUAAAUAUUUAUUUGGGAUUUUUAUUUUUACAAUGAAUUUAAUUUUAUCAAUAUUGUCAAAUAAAUAUUAGUUUACAUGUAACAUUAAAGUUUUAAAAUUCAGAGAAUUUAAAACUAUGUAUUGCAUUUUAUGGAUAAAAAAAAUCCACCAUAUUGCACAACAUACUGAUUUUUUUUUUCAAGUGAGAGAAGAUAACCAACUGGUCUAUACUUUAAAAUGUUUUUGAAGUUUUACUUCACAGGAAGAUCCGUGGGUCAGUGUCUGUGUAUAGUAUACAUACUUUCAAUAAAUCAAAAGGUGUGAAUGUCGUAAUAUUCAACCUUGUAAAUUGUCAGUCUGACACCUUGUUCAAGAUAUUAUGUAAUUCCCUUAUAGGGGUAUUUGUGGUCUUUAGAGUAUUAAAUCCAGUUGAAAUAUAUAUUUUUAAAAAUAUAACAUGUGUGAAUAAAUGAAAUUAUCUUUAUA